AUGCUUGCUAGGUUCGUAAAUUCAUUGCCACACGGCCUUUCACAGCGAUUAACUAGACUUUAUUUUCAGGCCUUAGUCUGGAAUCAACGCACAAGUCACAGCAGUCAAGAACAUCACCAAUACAAAACUAUGGAUAUUAAAAUUUUGCCAGCUCUAAAAGAUAACUACAUGUAUCUGAUUGUUGAUAAGACAACUCAAGAAGCGGCUAUUGUGGACCCUGUUGAACCUAAUACUGUUUUAAAGGCGGUUCAAGAUCAAGGUGUAAAACUAACUAAAAUUUUAACAACACAUCAUCAUUGGGACCAUGCAGGUGGAAAUGAGGACUUGGUAAAAAUGCUUCCCGAUUUACAAGUUUAUGGUGGUGAUGAUCGUAUUGGAGCAAUAACACACAAAAUUGAACAUAAUUCUAAAUUCAACAUUGGUAACUUGAAUGUACUCUGCUUAUUUACACCGUGUCAUACUGCUGGUCAUAUUUGUUAUUUUGUGACAUCUCCAGAAGAAUCUAGUGAUUCUGCUGUCUUUACAGGUGAUACUUUAUUCCUGGGUGGCUGUGGAAGGUUUUUUGAAGGCACUGCUGAACAAAUGCACAAAGCCUUAAUUGAUAUUCUUGGGAAUCUUCCAGAACAAACUAAAGUGUUUUGUGGCCAUGAAUACACACUGCAAAAUCUGAAAUUUGCAGCAUAUGUGGAACCAAAAAAUGAGCAUAUUAAGAGUAAAAUAGAAUGGUCUCACCAGCAAAGACACGAUGGCAAGCCUACUGUUCCAUCAACAAUUCUUGAAGAGAAACAAUAUAAUCCUUUUAUGAGAGUAACUGAAAAAUCAGUUAUGGAGCAUGCCAAGAGAUCAGAUCCCAUUGAAACUAUGAGGACAAUUCGUCUUGAAAAGGACAAUUUUAAAGUCUGA
Molecule: messenger RNA, 903 nt
Organism: Pieris macdunnoughi
Lineage: Eukaryota; Metazoa; Arthropoda; Insecta; Lepidoptera; Pieridae
Source: the annotation of a GenBank genome assembly